CGCCGAUGAGGAUCACUGGCAGCGUCACCGUCCCGACGGUUCCCAGGAUCUCCCGUCAACUCGCCGAAAACUCUAUUAAGUCCUUAGAGCUCUUCUUGUCGAGAGCUAAUUGCCAGUUCAGGAUCGUUGGGUAGGAGUUCACCAAGAGCGGCCGGGGAUUUCGGCACGCGGCGGCGGUCGGUGGAGGAAGAACUAUUGAAGUUGAAAAUGUUCCCGUCGUUGGUGAGAAGUUCGAUCAGGAAGGGCCCAUUGAUGCACAU
Molecule: messenger RNA, 260 nt
Organism: Linum tenue
Lineage: Eukaryota; Viridiplantae; Streptophyta; Magnoliopsida; Malpighiales; Linaceae
Source: the annotation of a GenBank genome assembly